Molecule: messenger RNA, 786 nt
Organism: Trichomonas vaginalis G3
Lineage: Eukaryota; Parabasalia; Trichomonadida; Trichomonadidae
Product: ferrous iron binding
Exons: 1
Coding region: 1-786 (261 amino acids)
Molecular function (GO): ferrous iron binding; zinc ion binding; oxidoreductase activity, acting on single donors with incorporation of molecular oxygen
Source: RefSeq, a predicted model, not a curated record
AUGACAAGACUUCCAGUUCUCUUCCUUGGACAUGGCAGCCCAAUGAACACCUUGUUUUCCAACAACACAUAUAACCAGGCUUUUGCCAAGAUUGCCCAGACUUUUCCGAAACCAAAAUCAAUCUUAGUUAUAUCCGCACACUGGUGUUCAAGAAGAACAGAAAUAAUGACAUGGAAGGAAGCUCCAUUAGUUUAUGAUUUCUAUGGCUUCCCACGUGAACUAUAUCAGCUCAAAUAUCCAUCACCAGGAUCUCCUGAAUUAGCCAAAAGAGUUUCUGAAAUUCUCAGUGAAUAUCACGUCAAACCAGAAGAAAGACGUGGUUUAGACCAUGGUGCAUGGUGUGUUCUUAGACACCUCUAUCCACAAGCUGAUGUCCCCGCAAUUCAGCUCUCAAUUGAUGUGACAUUGUCUCCAGAACAACACUGGAAAAUUGCCGAAAAACUCCGCGUAUUGAGAGAUGAAGGAGUCUUAAUCCUCUGCAGUGGUGAUAUUGUUCAUAAUCUUGGUGAAAUGGAUUUCGACAGAGCUGAACAGCUUUAUCAGUAUAAAUGGGCAGAUGAUUUUAGAAAGAAGAUCAAUGAAGCAAUAUUGAGUAAGGAUAAGGACACAUUGGUCAACUUCGAAAAUCUUCCUUUCGCAAGAAAAGCAGUUCCAACUCCGUCUGACCACUAUUUGCCAAUUAUCUAUGCAAUGGCACAAGCAACCGAGAAAGAUAGAAUUGAUAUCUUCAAUGAUGACAUUGUUGGUGGUUCAUUAUCAAUGACCUCCGUUUGUAUCCAUGAAUAA